Molecule: messenger RNA, 1281 nt
Organism: Nematocida ausubeli
Lineage: Eukaryota; Fungi; Microsporidia
Exons: 1
Coding region: 1-1281 (426 amino acids)
Source: RefSeq, a predicted model, not a curated record
AUGGCUUAUUUUAACAAGAAAAAGAUAAUUAUAUGCGUAUUAGCAGUAUUCAUAGUAUGUCUGGGCAUGUAUAUGAUGUAUAGCAGAAAUUUACAGAAAAUAAUAGCCGAAAAAACAAGCAAGGAGGAAAUGGCAUAUAUACGCGUGCAAAGUAAUGUGCUGGGCGCAGAUGAAAAGGCUUUCAGUGAGAAAGAGGGAAAAGAUGUAGAAGAAUAUGUAAAUUUAAACAAAACAGCAGCCUCUGCAAGAAGUAUAAUAGACACAGAAGAUAUAGAUGAAAAAACAGAAAAUAGCACUUUUGCACUAGAGUCAAAAGAGAAAGAAGAAAAAGACAACAAAAGUAAAAAGAUACCAGAUGAAAUAGACGCACCGGAAAAUACGGUCUCUGAAGCCAAAGAUACAUCUUAUAUAAAAGCUAAAGAAAGCCACAAUAAUUUAGUGUUAGAAGAGAUGGUGAGAAAUCUAAAUAAAAAGAUGGUAGAUUUGGCUUUUGAAAGGAGCGCAUUAGGAAUGCAAAAUCUAAAAAAAACAAUACAUAGAUUAAAUGCAUUCGAAUUUAGAUAUAAUCAAGCUAGUGAUGAAAUAGUGAAAACUAGUAGCAAGUAUACUGAAUAUGAGGCUGCAUAUAAUUUAAUCGUCAAAGAAGCAGAUGUUCUAGAUAAGGAAAUUAAAACUUUCGAGAGUGAAUUCUGCAAUAUAGAAAUACCAAAUGCUAAAUGUGUUGUGUAUAAUGAAUGUGUAGAACAAGUUAAAAAUCUCACAGUAGAGAUAAAUGGCUUAGAUAAAUUGAUUUAUAACAAACUUUAUUUAUUCACAAAAGCUUUAGAAAAAAAGAGAAAAUUAGAAAUGGAAUAUAUAUUAUCAAGAGAAGCCUAUAUGGAAUAUUAUUCGAAUGAAAUAGAAAAAGAAGAAGUGUUAUUUGAACUCUUAAAAGGGCUAUUAGAAAAAACUAAAAAAUUAAAUGCCCAAGCAAGGGCGUUGCUUUUAGUAAGGAAAAAAGAGCGCACCCAUGAAAAAGAUUUCGCUAAAAAGCAUAAGUUAUCGGGUUAUAUCAAAAUAUAUAAAAAGUGGCAUAUGCUUAUAAAGGAUAAUAUUCGGGUUAUAACCCAAAUGAUUAAACUAAGCGAAAAUAGUAUAUCCAUGAAAAUAAAACAGAAAGACCUGUAUGAAGCGUUUAUUAAAGCAGAAAAUAGAUAUAUACAGAAGAGGACAGUGGUGGAAACAAAAAAUGACCUUGCAGCUAUCCUGUCAAAAGAAUAUAAACGAAUGUGCAACAAAUAG